CUCAUCAGUGCAAUCUGGAGCUUCACCCUGCUGGUGCACAUUUGGUUGCACAAUUGAAAACACUCAGGAGUUUAAAAAAAAUCUCUUUGUUGUUCUUUAAAAGGGAUAUCAGGAAGCCACAGUGACUUGGGAUAUGUUGCUGAGGUAGAACACCACCCAGCAUCUGGUGAAAAGGAAAGAUCUUCCUCUUGUCUUACAUGAGCAGAGAUGAAGGCGAUAAUGAUGAUGCUGGUAUCCUGUAGGAAAUGUUUGCACUUGUGCGUCCUCCUGUUGGCGAUGGGGAUACUAGAGGGUAAGGUAACAGCGCCGGAGCGUACUCAAGCCACCGUUGGGAAGCCGUUCACAUUAAACUGCGCCCUUUCAAGGGACAGAGGUGAAUCUGUGAGACAGGUGCGUUGGCUGGACGUCCAGAACCAGACGCUGCUGACCUACCAGCCGGGCAACAGGGACAGUGUGAGCGGACAGCAGCACGUGGAGCUCACCCCGUCCUCAAAGGACACCUCGGCCGUCACCAUCCAGAGGGUCAGCUUUAGGGACGAAGGAUGCUACACUUGCAUCUUUGACAUGCACCCUUCUGGUUCCAAGCAAGGGCGCACCUGCCUGACUGUCACUGCAUCAGUGACAGUAGACAGCAACAAGACUGCCAUCAGCGGCAAGACGGCGUCCCUCUCGUGCUCUUACGGUUUGCCCGAGAAGGUGCAGCGGGUCACCUGGAGGUACACCUCGCCGCAGGGGGCCUCCUCGGACGUGGCUUCCUUCGCCAAGAGGAGCGACCCCAUGAUAGAGCCUCCUUACCAGGGUAGGGCGUGGCUCAGCGCCUCCUUGUCGGACAGCACGCUCACCCUCCAGCCUGUGGUCAUCCAGGACGAGGGCUGCUACACCUGCCUGUACAGCACGCAUGAAGACGUGCCCAAGAGCUCCACAGUGUGCCUCUCCACAUACGCGCUGCCCAAACCUCAGGUGAUCUACAAGAGUACGUCCUCCGGGCUGAUCGAGGCCAACUGCAGCGCCGUGUCGCGGCCCCCCGUGGAGAUCGUGUGGAACGUGGAGCGAGACAACCGCACCUUAGGCCCUCCCGUCACCACGCUGCUGCCCCAGGAGGACGGCACCACUCUGGUGGUCAGCACUCUCAGCCUGCGGCCGGGUCUGCUGAAGGACGUGUCCGUCAAAUGUCUGGUGCACCACCGAGGCCUGGAGGCCCCCAUCGCCGUCUCCAUGAACACCAAAAUUGGCACUGCCCUUGCCAUCCUCAUCUCCGUCACCACCGUAGCAGCGCUGCUGGUGCUGGCACUCUGCUUCUGCCUCUGGAAGUGCUUCCUACGCAAAGAAGCUGACUGAAGGUUCCAGUUUGGAACAGGAACAUGUCAUCAUCACGACGCCUCCACAGGAUGGCAAUCAGGAUCCCAAGUAGGACCAACCACUUUAUAGACAUUCAUCUUUGCUCAUGUAUAACCUUCCAAAGCUAAAGUCACUGAAAACUUAAAUAAAAGUUGUGCUUUUA
Nerophis ophidion (straightnose pipefish) is the source of this 1501-nucleotide messenger RNA. RefSeq lists its product as uncharacterized. NCBI's taxonomy places the organism in Eukaryota, Metazoa, Chordata, Actinopteri, Syngnathiformes, Syngnathidae. Gene Ontology annotation, molecular function: cell-cell adhesion mediator activity. The transcript is spliced from 7 exons. The record is from RefSeq and is a predicted model, not a curated record. The coding region runs from base 208 to 1338 and encodes 376 amino acids.